ACUGCCACGCGGCUUGUCGUUGCGCUAGAAUAUAUGCCGUUGGCCAUCGUACAGGCGACUGCUUACAUUGCGCACAGAGCGCCGCGCUGCUCAGUGGGACAGUACUUGGAGAUGUUUGAGAAAAGUGAUCGAAAGAGAGUCACUUUGCUGGACUACGAAGGCGGCCAGCUUCGUCGAGAUCGCGACGCCAAGAACUCGAUUAUCAUCACGUGGCACAUAUCUUUCAAUUAUAUUCGCCAAACCAGGCCAUCGUCAGCAGACCUGCUAGCACUCAUGAGCUACUUCGAUCGGCAAGGCAUACCUGAAUAUCUACUUCGAAUGCGUGGGGUUGAUAAUCAUGCUGAGUUGACUGGAAGCGAUGGCAAUUCGAGCGUUCUCGAGGAUGACAAUGACGGCGACUGGGAUUCGGGCGACUCCGCAUCCAGCGAUGGAGAUACAUUCAAGGAUGACCUUAUUUUGUUAAGAAACUUUUCGUUCGUUUCCGUUACGGGGAGUAGUGACGUCUUCGAGAUGCACCGGCUGGUACAAAUAGCGAUGCAAAAGUGGCUUGCAAAUGACGGCCAGGAAGAAAGGUGGAAGCAUCAGUUUAUCAGCAAUCUUUCCACCAAUCUGCCUAAUGGACAAUACGAAAAUUGGGCAACAUGGAAAACAUUACUGCCGCAUGCGAGAGCGGCUUCGAGGCACAAAUUGAAGGAUGACGCAGCAUUGCUAGAUUGGGCAUCGAUUCUCUACUUGACCGCCUGGUUUUAUGAGAGAAUAGGUAGCGGGUAUGAGGCGGAGGAAGUAUACGUUCUUGCCAUGAAAGUCAGGACCAGGCUUCUUGGAAGAGAGCACCAGGAUGCUUUGAACAGCAUUACCAUGGCAGGGUUGGCUUACAAACUUAGAGGUCGAUGGGAGGAAGCGGAGAAGCUGGAGGUGGAAGUGAUGGAGACUCGCAAGCAGAAACUGGGAGCGGAUCAUCCUUCCACGCUGACCAGCAUGGCCAACUUGGCGUCGACGUUUUGGAAUCAAGGUCGGUGGGAGGAAGCGAAGAAGCUGGAGGUGGAAGUGAUGGAGACGAGCAAGCAGAAACUGGGAGCGGAUCAUUCAGACACGCUGACCAGCAUGAACAAUCUUGCCUGCACGUGGAAAGCACUAGAUCGAGACAGGGAAGCACUAGCUUUGAUGGCACAGUGUGUUGCAAUGCAAUCACGCAUCAUUGGUGCACAGCAUCCAGAUCAUCUGUCUUCGCUAUCGACAUUAAAUCGAUGGGAAGAAGAACAAUGGGAAGACUACGUUUUGGAAGGAACAGCGUCUUGCUCAGAAGUGGGCAACAUCGACUUCGAGGACACUGAGGACUCCGGCGCAUCAAGAAUCCUAGAUACUCUUUUUAACCGUGGUUGCUGGCCGUAUAAUGCCCAAUAG
Truncatella angustata is the source of this 1404-nucleotide messenger RNA. RefSeq lists its product as uncharacterized. Gene Ontology annotation, molecular function: protein binding. The transcript has a single exon. The record is from RefSeq and is a predicted model, not a curated record. Lineage: Eukaryota; Fungi; Ascomycota; Sordariomycetes; Amphisphaeriales; Sporocadaceae. Bases 34 to 1404 code for a protein of 456 amino acids.